This is a messenger RNA of Lytechinus pictus (painted urchin), 4537 nucleotides long. RefSeq names its product major facilitator superfamily domain-containing protein 6-like. Gene Ontology annotation, cellular component: plasma membrane. The record is from RefSeq and is a predicted model, not a curated record. The transcript has 5 exons. NCBI's taxonomy places the organism in Eukaryota, Metazoa, Echinodermata, Echinoidea, Temnopleuroida, Toxopneustidae. The coding region runs from base 25 to 2208 and encodes 727 amino acids.
AGACGGGUUUUCUGAAUAUCAACGAUGUAUCUCCCAGAGGACAACACGUUACCCUUUGAGGCAGGCAACGUGGCCCCGUCCCUUCAUGGCCCUCCACCAAAAUUCGAUGCCGAUCUGGAAGGCGACAGCAAGGAAAGGAAAAAGAAGUGUGCUACACAUAUCGAUAUCGAUCUCCUGAAGAGCAAAUCCUUCUACUUCCUGUUCUACGGUGCAUACGGGAGUCUUUACCCGCUCCUGGCUGUCUACUUCAAGCAGCUAGGUCUGAACGCAUCCCAGAGUGGUCUCCUAAUUGGAAUACGACCCUUCAUCGAGUUCUGCGCCGCGCCACUCUGGGGCGGUCUUGCCGAUUCCUGGCGCAAGGCCAAGGUUCUGUUCCUGUUCUCGCUCUUUGCGUGGCUCCUCUUUACCGAAGCGAUGGCUUUUAUUCGACCUGCCGGCUCCAAGUGCAUCAUUUUCAAUCAGACCGAUGAAAACGGGCGGGUGACCAUCGUCGUCGACCAAAUCGUGCACGAUGGCGACGUGCACCAUUAUGUGUACGGGCCCAGAGACCACGAAGAGGAUGACGGAACGGUCGUUGGUCACCAAUCAGAUAUCGAUCAACCAUUCCAUACAGGUGAGACAAGUCCUACAGUCGAUAAAUUAUCUGGAGGUCUCUACAAGCUUCUCAACAAAAGCUCCUGGACAGGAGAACCCAUUCGUCGUUUGCCACCUGGGACGUCCGGUGUGACGUUCAAUGAAGAUGUUCGUGGUGUCUUCCUUCUCCUGCUCAUCAUCAUCGUUGUCGGUGAGUUCUUCAGCUCGCCUACAAUCACCCUGGCGGAUUCAGCCACCCUGGGUUACCUCGGUAGUGACCGUUUGGAGUACUAUGGUCAGCAGCGGAUGUUUGGUUCCCUGGGGUGGGGGAUCUUCAUGUUGAUCGAAGGCAUCCUCUUAGACCACACAGCCACCCACACUCACGGUUGUGGAGAUGCACUUGCGGAAGUCAUAGAGGUUAAAAGAAACUAUUACAUCUGCUUCGGGACCUACGCAGUACUCAUCACCUGCUCCUUCUUCGUGGCCACUCAGUUCAAGUUCAAGUAUUAUUCUGAAGAUGAUCACAAGACGGAGAUGACCAAACUGACGUACAACAAGAAGCAGGGUCAGAUCAGUAUUAGUGGUGAAAAUCGUGGUGCCGGGACAUAUGGCAGCGUGGCCAGCCCAGAAGGGACCAACCCUACCUCUUCAAAUGCCGAAGGCGGCCAAACCAGCAACAGUGAAUCCAUAGAGACCACGGACCCCUUGCAGGGUCAAGAAGGUCCUCUCGGGCAAAGUGGACCAGUGGCCUGCAACAGAAGUGCUCUAUCCUCAAGCGAAGCACAGUCAGAGGACCCUGCUGGCAUCAGACAGGUGUUCCGGAUGUACGCCACCAUCCGCUACGGUUCUGUCCUUUGCGUUGCCUGGUUUGCGGGAUUCGGAAUGGGUCUCCUGUUCACCUUCCUCUAUUGGCAUCUUCAAGAUCUUGGAGGGCCACCAUCUCUCUUCGGUCUGGCUUCGGUAGUCAACCACGUUUCAGAGAUACUUGCAUAUUUCUUCAGCCACAAGAUUGUUCAAGCGAUCGGUCACAUCCCUGUGUUCUGUCUCGGUUUGUUCUGCUAUGCCAUCCGCUUCCUAGCCAUAUCUGUGCUCAUCAACCCAUGGUGGGUUCUUAUCGUGGAAACCCUACAAGGUUUGACUCACGCACUGAUUUGGGCAGCUUGUACAUCUUACAUUGGUCUUGCUACGUCCCAGCGUCUGCGCUCAUCGGCUCAAGGCAUUCUACAAGGAACUCAUCAUGGAUUGGGCAGGGGGUGUGGCGCCAUCUUCGGUGGACUGCUAGUCAAUGCUUUUGGUACGGAGCAGACAUUCCGUGGAUUCGGUGUCGCUUCACUCGUUGUCCUCGUCAUCUUUCUGGCCAUGCAGUAUCCGUCUUACUACAACCCCAAACCCGACCCGUCAUCGUCCACCGAUCCGACGUCGUCCAACAGAGCGAGGUCCACAUCGUCGUCGAACCGCGAUGAAAUCCAACCGGUGCUGACCGCCGAGGACGUCACUCCCAUCCCCUAUUCGGAGAAACGCGACGAAACCGUCGAUGAUGACAGAGAUCGAGAUCUUGAGAUAGGAGGAGACGAUGUCGGGGGAGCCCCUUCGCGAGAAGUCGAGCAGGGUGCCGCAGGUGGAGGCGAAUUUUGAUGUCAAAGAAUUUCAGUUGAUUUCAAUUAUUUUACGUACCUGAAAUUAUGAUGAAUGUACAACUUACACCUUCAAAGAAAACUGACUAAACCUCAGGCGAUUAUACAAUCUAUAAUCGUAUUUACGGUACUGGCGGAAAUUGGGGUUUAUAAGAGCAAAACAAAAUUCAUUAGAUGAGAAGUAUAGGAUAUAAAGAAUGCCUAUGUCAAGUCGAGAAACGCUCAAUAUCUUACCAAAGAAGUACUCUUUAAAUUAUUCUUUGUGACAAAAUCAUACAAUUUUGAAUAUGAUUAUUUCGGAAAACAAAAAAAAUGUUGGAAAAACAAAAAAAUGUUGGAAAAAAAGAAUAAACUGUGAGUACUCUACCCCCACUAUUGCUUGCUGGUAAGGAAUAUUUUAGGCCUGUUGUGUUGAUAAAAUCUAUCGCUUGUAUAUAUCGAUAUUGGACAAGUUGGAUAUUUCAUAUAGAUAUAGUAAUACAUGGUUAAAUAUUAAAAAAGAAAUAGAAGAGUGACUUGUACAUAAUCAUUAAAAGUGCCACUAUGCUUUAUUUUUGAAAAACAAUUGUAUAAUGUUGGGUGUAAAAUAGUUUUUGUGUGCGCUACAAAAUAGAGCUGCAUUAAUAGUAACUGUAAUAGUGCUUUGUGAACUAUGAUUAUGGUGUAAGUAUUUUAAUGAUAAUCAUUAUGGUAGGCUAUGAUGUUGUAUCAAGUAAAUAUGCCGCUACACUUGGCGCUACGACAGAGAUGUGGGGGUCCAUUAUAUCAUUUUCAUAUUAUUGAUGGAAAGAAAAUAAAUUAGGAGAGAACAGGAAAAGGGAAGAAUAAGGAAAAGGGAAACGAAACUUAAAAAUGGAUAAGAGAUUACUUAAUCGUCAUGAUAAACCUCCAUUUUUAAAUCAAAAGAUUUACCUUUGUCUUCUUAUGUUGACGCGGCAACCAUUGGCGGCGGAAGUCAAAAAUUUAGGGGGGUCCACCUAAAAUUUUGGAUGGACACAGGUAAAAAAUUGGACAAGCAAAAAAAAAAAAAAAAGGUUAUCAACAUAAAUUUUAGGGGAGGGGGUCCGUCCCCCACCUCAAAUUUAAGGGGGACAGGACCCCCGUCCCCCCCCCCCCCCGCUUCCGCCGCCUACGCCUAUAUAUGGCGGCAACUCCUGCCCUAUAAAACUUUUCUCCGUCGAAUGAGAGGGGAAUUUAACAUUAAGAGAAAAACAACACGCAGUAUUUUCAUUCACUGAAUGUAAUUUUUAUGUUAGGUUUUAUUUUCAGGAAAACAUUCCCUAGCUGCAGUAAACGAAACGCCAUUGUCAGUAGUAGUAGUAGUAGUAGUAGUGGUACCAUCAUCAUCAUUUCUUAUACUGAUGUGCUUUUCCCAUUAUUAGGCAUAAACCGCUUUCAAAUGUAAAAUGAAUUGAAUUGUUUGCAAUGCGGGAAUCUUGAAACUACAUGCUAUAUUUUUUUCUUCAACAAUGUCCAAGCAUCAGCAAAAACAAUAGCGUUAGACUAUUAGUCGGUAUACACUUGUGAUUCCGAAUGUUCGUUAUACCGAAUGUUCGUCAUACCGAUAUGUUCGUUAUACCGAAAGAUGCAUAUUGUAUACAGAUUUUUUUUAAAGCAAAUGCACACCUAGUUACCAAUAAUGCACAUAGCAUUUCCAUUUAUUUGAAAGCAAGAUAAAAGGGCAAUGUAGCAAUGUAGAUUAAAUGCCUUGCUCACUGGCAUAGGUGCCGCGACCGGGGAUUGAACCCCGGACUUUACAUGCAUAGCUAGGCGCCUUAGACCACUCGGCCACGGCAACUCGUGUUCGAAUGAAAGAAUGCACUCAUCGUAUCUUAUAAUAAGAGACUUAACCGGUUUCUUUUGUUUUGAUAUGUUUAUCAAUUAUUGGGGUAUUAGAGCAUUUCUGAGGUGGAAACCUGUUUGGACAAUAAUUUUAAUAGUUGUGUUUAUAAAAGUAUUCAUUACAUUACAUCGGUCUUUUGAACAUACACUUAUAUCCGUCCGAUAGCAACAUCCCCAAUUUUAUUAUUAUUGUUAUUAUUAUUGAAUUACUCAAAUCAAAACGUUUGUAUUCAAUUUAAUAAAGAUAAUUACAAAGCAUGCUAAUGUAAUGAAUACUUCAUUAAGGAAAUAUUCGAUCUGGAUCGUAAUUGCAGCAGAAAGCUCGAAAAUCUCAAUGUAAUGGUUAUUUAACGUUGUCACGAUGGGUUUUUCGGCGCUUCCGUGAGAAAAUUAGCAAAGCUUGGUUUAUGAUUUGGCCUGCUUGUGAAACGCGAUGUGAUUAAUAUAUGAGGCACAGGCUUGGAAAUAAAAUGUUAAUCACUGCAGAA